AUGCGAGCCCAAAGCUUAUUAGCCUGGGCAUUUACUGCGAGUUGUCUUGUGAUGCUUGACGUGGUACAUGCCAAGAUUGCGACAACUGCUGGCACAACAUUCCCAACUAAAUCGGGUAUCCGAACCUGGGUCGACCCUGACACGCCAAAGGAUCGAUAUGUAUACACUUCUUUACGUGGUCGAAAAUGGGACCUUGUCAUGAGUGACGAGUUCAACAUACCCCAUCGUAGCUUUAAACCCGGUGACGAUCAUCUUUGGACCUCAGUUGAGAAACCGGAUGGUGUCAAUGGUGCUCUAGAAAUUUAUUCGCACAAUAUGACGUCUACAGCGUGCGACGACGAUGGCACAUGUUACUACUACAUCAAGUCAAUGGAAAUCGACACUACCAUUCGUGUCUAUAACAUGUACACACAUCCACCAAGUUUUAUGGAUUUUUCCUUUUACUAUCGUGCGGGAAUGGUGCAAUCGUGGAAUAAGUUUUGCUAUCAAGGUGGGAUGCUUGAGGUACGAGUUCAAUUACCAGGAGCUGUAUCAAAAGAGUCCGGUAACCCGGAUAUUGCAGCCGGGAACAGUGGCAGAGUCAAGACAGGUCAGUACUAUCCGACGUGGCCUGGUAUCUGGAUGAUGGGUAACCUCGGACGAGCUAUUUUCUCGGCGUCAACAAAUCGAAUGUGGCCGUUUUCAUACAAUGAAUGUGAACCUGACUUGUUUGAUCCUCAAAAUCAGCGCAUUAGUGCUUGCGAUGAUAAUCCUGGAUACGGACUUUACCCCAAUCAAGGUCGUGGUGCUCCAGAAAUUGACGUGCUUGAAGGCGCAGGAGCUUUGAUUUCAUCUUCGCUUCAAAUUGGUCCAGGGAUGCCAGAUGAAUACCGUGUCAUGGGUCUUAAUUAUGGUAUUGAUCCGGCUGACUGUAUCUACGCUGGAAGGUGUAACACGAUAGGUGCAAACUUCGUAGGUGUACCAACUGCGGCGUAUGAAGCCCGCGGCCACAAGUCUUGGUAUCAGGGACUUCGCUACAAGGCCAACAAUUUCUGUGUACCUGACCCUAAGUUGAAACAGGACUACGAAACGAUUGCUGCAUCGGUGAAAGCUGGCAUUAAAGAGAACAGUUGUAGGGUCGAUACAUGUCCUGCUUCGAAGGAUGUGUAUGGAGAUUUGGGUCUUAUUGACGGCUCCGGGAGUGACCAUUGGGGCAUCAAUUCCAAUGGCACUUGUUACCCAUUGUGGAACGUCUACCUCGGUAGCUACCUCUGUGAUCCCGACAACACGUUUUAUAAAUGUGCUCAACCAAGGGACCCGAACACGCCGAAGUCCAAUGCAAUGAGCUCGUUCAAUUACCAGAUGGACGCUAUCUCCUCCAAUUGGCCCGCGCAUGUUGGUAUCUAUACCGACUAUCUUAUCUACGAAGUUGAAUGGGUUACAGGCAAGAACGGGUACGUUCGAUGGAACCUGCAGGGAAGUCCGUUGUUUGAGGUUCCAGCCAAGUCCAUUUUGGACAUCCCUCAGUCCGUGAAUAAGACGAAUCCGCAAAAGAUUAUGGUGGAAGAACCAUUGUACAUCAUUAUGAACGUGGCGUUGUCGAGAACGUGGGGUGCGGCUCCUCCGAAUCCAGGCAAGCCCUGUCGCGGCAAUGGUUCUGAUGAAGAGGUCAACCGAAUUUGUGACGCUUUUCCAAUGUAUCUCAAAGUAGACUACAUGCGGUUGUAUCAAGACCGUGGAGACGAUCUGGACGAUGACAAUUACAUGCAGAUUGGUUGUGAUCCCGCAAGUCACCCAACCAAGGAAUGGAUCGAGGGUCACAUUGACGAAUAUGAGGACAAUGACAAUUUGUGGAAAGAAGUGGCUGGAAAAGCUUUUUGCACUCGCAAUGAUGACUGCACGAUUGGCGGUACGUUGGGCAAAGGUGCACUAAAGACAGGAAAGUGUGUGAAGUCGCGUUGUGAGUGUACGUACCCGUCAUCAUGGGGUGGUCCUCGAUGCACAACUGCUGUCUCAGGUUCCACCACAUCCUCAGCUUUUAUGAGCAAGGGAUCGUAUGGCCCUCCGAUGGAAGUAUCAAUAGGUGUAGCAUUGGUGAUCGUGAUCGUGUCUUUCGUCUCUGUUUAUAUGUCGAUUUUCACCGUCGCUAAGGCAAAAGCAAUGAAGGACUUGAAGAAGUCGGCAGUCCACACCAACAGCGAGGACGGUUCUACGACGAUGCAGUCGAAGACUUCGUACAACAGCGAUCAAGGGCAGCAACGUCGACCACUAGACAAUUACAGUCAGAAUUUUGUAUAA
Molecule: messenger RNA, 2277 nt
Organism: Peronospora belbahrii
Lineage: Eukaryota; Oomycota; Peronosporomycetes; Peronosporales; Peronosporaceae
Source: the annotation of a GenBank genome assembly